GGUAAAUAGUAGCUGAUCUGCGAUCAGUGACGUCAUCGGCAACAGGUCACGUGAUCAAUUCUAUCUUUACGAAUCCAUCUUGUGACUGGCACUGCACUAGCACUGCAGCUGUACGUAAUGUUAUCAAUUGGCACUUCGAUUGUGUCUCUUGCUGCGUUGACAAGACAAGCACCGUUAAGACUAACGUAAGAAUCUACACAACCAAGAACAGGAUUACUUGUUUCAUCAUUGUCAAGAAAAUGCCGACAAUUUUACCCGGAUUUUAGUAUAAUAUCGUAGUGAAUCAGUGGAUAGUACAAGCUGUGUUGACUCUGCUGUGCAGUGAUGGCGGAGCCAGAUGGCGGGACAUUGUCCCAACUUCAUGUUACAAUUCAAUCAGCAAAUCUGAAGGACACAAACAGUAGCUUCUUCAGUGGAAAGGGUGAUCCUUAUGUUGAGAUGGUGGUUGAUUCACAGCCCCCUCGGAAGACAGAAGUUGUCAAAAAGACAUGGAACCCAAAGUGGGAUGAACAUUUCACUGUAUUGGUCAAACCAACAGCAGAGUUACAGUUUAAGGUUCUGAAUCACUUCAAUAUUAAAAGCGAUGUCACUUUAGGAACAGCUUCAGUUAAACUUUUACCCCUUCUUGCAAAGCAUAACGGCAAUGUCAAGAAUGUGCAUUUACCAGUAGAGCUAAGGUCAGAGGGUAAGGCUACACAGAAGAGUGGGGAACUGCAUCUUGUCCUGGAUGGCCUCAGUAUAUCCCAGGAAACCCUGACUGCACUAGGAGCAGUCACCCAAAAUGGUCCGUCAUCACAAGUGAAUGGAGAGGUAUCGGGUGGAGUUGAGGGAAUGACUAAUGGACGAUCAGAUGGUCGGAUAGCUGCCUUAGCCAACGCUAUGUCUGGAACACAAUCAGACUCUGGUGGUAGUGCCAAUAAUUCUCCCUCAUCAUCGUCUGGAGCUAGGAGACGGGCUGGUCCUCCUAGGCCAUCACAACCUCCAUCCAGAGAAUGUAGACCCACUCCUGCACCAAGAUCAUCAACGAAUUCGACCACAUUGUCAACCACUACCACAACCACUACUGCUGCAUCCAACGGUAAUCGAAACUCAGCCGCUCCCACCACAGCCAUGGCCAACAGACCACUCCCUUCACUUCCUCCUGUCACAGCACCAGCUCCAGGGGCCGCAGGAGCAGCUUCAGGAGCUAGUGUAGGAGCAGCGGCAGCUACUGCAGGUCAAACAGGGGCAGGAGCAGCACCUCCACCAGCAGGACCACCACCGGCAGCAGGUGCAUCAGGAACGGCAGCAACACCCCCUCAAGGGGCUCCUCCUGGAGCAAACCAACCUACUGCAGGUGGACCUCCUGGAAGGAAUGUAGACCUCAAUAAUCAACCUCUACCUUCAAAUUGGGAGAUGAGGUUAGACCAGCAUGGGAGACCAUAUUAUGUGGAUCAUAACACACAGACAACUACGUGGGAGAGACCCAUGCCUUUACCAUCAGGGUGGGAGAGAAGGAAAGACCCUCAAGGAAGGAUAUACUAUGUUGACCACAACACACGCACUACAACAUGGCAGAGACCAACACUGGACUCAGUAAGAAAUUUUCAACAAUGGCAGGUACAACAUGCACAACUCCAGCAAACUGCCAUGCAACAGCUACAACAACGACUUUACUUACCGCAAGCAGCUGGAGGUGUAGACCCCAGUGAUCCACUGGGGCCUUUGCCAUCUGGUUGGGAGAAGCGUACCGAUCCUCACCAGAGAGUCUACUUUGUAAAUCAUCUAAACAGAACAACACAGUGGGAAGACCCAAGAACACAGGGACAAGGAGCAAGUAUGCAGGAAGCUCCUCUUCCAGAUGGCUGGGAGAUCAGGUAUACCAAGGAAGGUGUCAUGUAUUUUGUAGAUCAUAACAACAGAAGAACAACAUUCACAGAUCCAAGGCCUAGUGCCUCAAAAGGUCCAAAAGGUGCAUUUGGUGUCCCUGUUGCAUAUGAGAGGAGCUUCAGAUGGAAGCUUGGUCAAUUCCGUUAUCUAUGUCAGAUCAAUGCAUUACCUAGUCAUGUCAAGAUCAGUGUCACAAGGAAUACAUUGUUUGAAGACUCAUUCCAUCAGAUCAUGAGGUUACAAGCUUUUGACCUGAGGAGAAGACUCUAUAUCAUAUUCAGAGGGGAAGAGGGUCUAGAUUAUGGAGGAGUUGCAAGGGAAUGGUUCUUCAUGCUGUCUCAUGAGGUUCUUAAUCCAAUGUACUGCCUGUUUGAAUAUGCUAAUAAAAAUAACUACUGUCUCCAGAUUAACCCUGCAUCAUCAGUCAACCCAGAUCAUCUACAGUACUUCCGUUUUGUAGGAAGGUUCAUUGCCAUGGCAUUAUACCAUGGGAAAUUCAUCUACAGUGGAUUCACUAUGCCAUUCUACAAAAGAAUGCUCAACAAACCUCUAACACUCAGAGACCUAGAGAGUAUAGACCCAGAAUUCUAUAAUUCAUUAGUCUGGAUCAAGGACAAUAAUAUAGAUGAGCUUGACAUGGAGAUGACCUUUGUUGCAGACUUUGAGAUUCUUGGCAAAGUAGAGACAGUGGACUUGAAAGAAGGUGGCAAGGAUAUUGAUGUAACAGAGGAGAAUAAAGAGGAAUAUAUACAUUUGAUGACUCAGUUCCGAUUUAAUCGAGGAAUUGAGGAGCAAACCAAGGCUUUCUUAGAGGGUAUGAACGAGGUUGUUCCUCUCCAGUGGCUACAGUACUUUGAUGAAAGGGAGCUUGAGCUGAUGCUGUGUGGAAUGCAAGAGUUUGAUGUAGAUGACUGGUAUAGGAACACCAUCUAUCGUCACUAUACGAGGGAGAGUAAACAGGUGCAGUGGUUCUGGAGGGCUGUCAGGGAGAUGGACAAUGAGAAGAGGGCCCGUCUACUUCAGUUUGUCACUGGAACAUGUCGUCUACCCGUCGGUGGUUUCACAGAGCUUAUGGGGAGCAAUGGUCCACAGAAGUUCUGUAUUGAGAAGGUUGGUAAAGAAACCUGGCUACCUAGGAGUCAUACAUGUUUUAAUCGUCUUGACCUGCCACCAUAUAAGAGCUACGAACAGCUUACGGAGAAGCUUACCUUUGCUAUUGAAGAGACAGAAGGAUUUGGUCAAGAGUGAGGUGACCAUCCAAUGAGCUCCAUUUAUCAUAUCCAUCCUUGGACUUCUUAUCCAGCCAAAUCAUACUGACCACAUGAAUCAGAUCUUCAUAUAUCAUUUUUGAUACACUACUUGACAUAUAUUAUGAACAUGAAAUGUGACAUGAAGAAGACAGGUUAUUUUGAUUCGAAUGGUAUGACUUACAUGUAUGAGAUUAGGAUUUACCUAAAGAUUUCUUCAUUUAUAUUAUCAUGAUGAUCAUGAAGAUUAUGACCAUUUUAAUCUUGUUAAUGGCUUCUGAUAUCUCUUUUCAGCUUCUCUAUCUCUAUCUGCAGGUUUUUUUAACACCUUCCCUUUGGUUCAGUGUGAUAUAUACAUUCAAUUCCUCCAUUUGUAGCAUGAUGUAAACUACUGUUGCAUAUUUUAAGAUUUUUGUAAGAUCAGAGGGUAUAUAGGAGUGUUGUAGCAUGUGAUAACAGAAUCAUGCUCAAGCUAUAUAAGACUAAUUUUGUAGUACUUUCAUAAGUGAUUUCAUUGGUUAAUUAACUAGAGAGAUGGAUCAUUGCAGAAUUAAAGACAAGAGAAUAAUAAAAGAUGUCAGCCAUUUUGCUAAUGCUUUGAAGAGCUCUUACAGUUAAAGGAAAUGAUAUCAAGUCUUUGAUUGAUCCUAGCAUAUUUAUUUGCAAUCAAUGGCUGAAUUGCAAUGCUCAGUUAUUAUUGCAUGCUACACCAGCCAGAAACCAAACAGCGAGUGUUCUUUCAUAUUUGCCAUCCAUCGCAAACAUAUGUGUCAUGGUACCCAAAUAAACAAGAUAGUACAGUUUAUAGUAUCUACAGCCAUGAAGUUAUUUGUUAACCCUAUAUAGCCUGGGUUAUUUUGAAAUUGCAUAGGCCGGGGGGGGGGGGGGGUGUAGAGGCUGUUUUUGCUCCCCCCCUCUUCUUGGUCAUUGAUCACGGUAAAAAUUGGCAUGCAUGUCCCACAUAGCGUGAUGUCCCACAUUUUCAAAUUGAUUUUUGAUUAUCAUAAUGCAUAAAAUCACAAUCUUAGUAAUACUUAUACAAUACUUAACACUAAAAGGACGGGGGGGGGGUGGUGGGGGGGCAUUUUGCCGCCCUCAACGCUUUGCAUGAUAUAUCCAUAACGCUAAAUUUUAUGACAUUUUUCUUUAAAGUCUCGCACAACUUUUGAGACCAUAUUUGUGAUGUACGGGUAUAGUGUCGCGAUGCCACAUGACUGUUUAUGAGGCAAUGUCAUACCGAAAAUUUUUGUACCUUGUGUAGUAAGUCUGUACGAGAUGAAAUUCAUAAAAAAGUGAUUAUUUUUCAUUCUAAUUGGUCUGCUUAAUGAAUUUAGAGUUUAAUUUAGUUGUUUAUUGGUCUAUAAUAAUUUCUAUUGAAAAGAAUCAAUGAAAAACAAAAGAUAAAAACAAAGAAAUACAUAAGAAAUUCUAAAAACAAAGCAAUGCAUAAGUAAAAAUUUUGCUUUCGCAAAUUUGUAUUUGUGGAAGCCUUUAAAUAUGAUUACAAAGAUGACAUCUGAGAAAACAAAUGAGAAUUUGAAGUGAAAUUGGGUUUUAAAUAUGCAAAUAAUGUUCAUA
Molecule: messenger RNA, 4694 nt
Organism: Lytechinus variegatus (green sea urchin)
Lineage: Eukaryota; Metazoa; Echinodermata; Echinoidea; Temnopleuroida; Toxopneustidae
Product: E3 ubiquitin-protein ligase Su(dx)-like
Exons: 21
Coding region: 325-3117 (930 amino acids)
Biological process (GO): ubiquitin-dependent protein catabolic process
Molecular function (GO): ubiquitin protein ligase activity; protein binding
Source: RefSeq, a predicted model, not a curated record